Molecule: messenger RNA, 1962 nt
Organism: Harpia harpyja (harpy eagle)
Lineage: Eukaryota; Metazoa; Chordata; Aves; Accipitriformes; Accipitridae
Gene: GGCT
Product: gamma-glutamylcyclotransferase
Exons: 5
Coding region: 21-551 (176 amino acids)
Molecular function (GO): gamma-glutamylcyclotransferase activity
Source: RefSeq, a predicted model, not a curated record
GCCGGGGCGGGUGUGGGCUGAUGGAGUCGGCCGGCGGCGGUGGCUGCUUCUUGUACUAUGCGUACGGCAGCAACCUGCUGCGGGAGCGGCUGCUCCUGAGCAACCCCUCGGCGGCGCUCUGCGCCCUGGCACGCCUGCAGGAUUUUAAGCUCGAGUUUGGCCAUCAUCAAGGCAGGACAAGUUCUGUCUGGCAUGGAGGUACAGCUACCAUUGUUGAGAGCCCUGGAGACGAAGUGUGGGGAAUAGUGUGGAAAAUGAACACUAGCAAUUUAAGUUCACUGGAUAAGCAAGAGGGAGUUGAAGAUGGCAUUUAUGUCCCAAUAGAAGUUAAUGUCCACACUCAAGCAGGAAAGGUACUCACCUGUCGAAGCUACCAGAUGAAGGACUAUGUCUGUGGUCCCCCUUCUCCUCAGUAUAAAAGGAUACAUCAUCAGUACAUCACAGGACUUCCAGCAACAUUGCAGAGCACUGCAGGGUUCCCACUUGAUGGCUGGUUAUCUGCAUGGGUGCAAAACAGAAUGGCUUGCCAGCUGACUAUCAGAAGAAAUUAGAAGCUAUUGAAACUAAUAACUAUGCAGGGCCAGUGCCAAUCAUGGAAGAGAUUGAAGCUGCUAUUAAAGCAAAGAAGAUAAAUUCUGCAUAGAAUACCUCUGCACUUGCUUGGCCAUUCACCUUGAUUUAGAUACCUCCUCACUGUGCUGAUCAGCAGUUUCUUUAUUUAUCAAGAAAAGAUGAGUUUGCUGUGCAUCUACAGUAAGCAUAUUAGACAUAAUUUGCAGUCUGAAGACACGCUGACAUUGGUGACUUCUUCGCUUUGUAUGUAUAACUUGAGUACAUGCUGAAGUUUUUGCAGACUUAGAAAUUAUCUUUCUGUAAUUGUCAUACAGUGCUGCAUGCAAAUUUGUGCUUUGUAUCCUGUUUACUGACCUUUUUAAAAGAAAAAGGCCAUCUUGAGUGUUGGCAUCUGUUGCCUUCUGAGGAGUAAGGGCUGCAGGAUUAGGCCCUUUGUUCUUAAAUGUUGUAUACACAAUUAUCAAGAAUUUCAAAUAUUUGUUAGAUGCAAAGUAGACUCAGAACUCUAAACCAAGACUAAACUUGUUCCUCCACUGCUUCUCUUAAUGGUUUAAAGCCCAACCUCUGAAGCUAUGGAGUUCCUGUUUCUGUUUACAUAGUUAACAAAGAAAGAAAAGUAAUAUUUUUUUAACUGUCUCUGUGUUUUUAAGUGUUAGUCCAAAAGGCAACCCAGGCCUGAAGACAACAUCCAGCAAAGGAUCUCAUUCAAAGCAUAAUGGCCUCAUCCUUCCUAUGUCUAGUAGGCAAACUGGUUGGGUAUAACCAACAGAUUUUAAGGAAUUCAUUUUAGUUAGAUGAUUCCAAAGUUUUUUAAACUACCUUUUUGACUGGCUUGUUGCUUAUCUAGGCCUUGGUCUCAUGUCCAGUGAAAUCAGGAAGUUCUCCUGUGAGUCCUGGCGCAUUUGUUUAUUGAUUUUGUUUGUCUGUCAAACUCCAGAUGAACAGAUGUGGCCUCUUUUUCUACAGCUUUGACAAUCUCCUGCAAAACUGGAAGCUCUUGUAAGGUUUAGAGUAUGUAUCUUCAUGGUACUUGGCAACCCUUGUAGUUAGUUUGUGGGGGACAAGGAAAAACUGACAACCUGGAAGGUGUCAAACAACUGAACUUUGGCUUAUCUUCUGUACAGUGUAAUUUUUUUUUUUUCUCUCGACAUGCAGAGGGGUGUGUGUCACUCUGUGACUGCUUAGAUAAACAAAUGACAAAGUAACAAACUUACCACAUCUGGUCUGCAUAAAAUUUUUCUGUAAACUUCUGCCAGGGAUGUAUAGGUGCUGUCUUAAUGUCAUUUGCCCGUUUCCAGAGUUGGGCACGGUGACUACAGUAGAACAUGGUACUUUCUGUAUUAGCACUGUCUGGUCUGAAACUGAGUAAAUAGAACUGUGAUUACCAAA